AUAAACCCAAAAACUAAGAACCAAAAAAAAAAAAAAAAGCGAGUUCGCUUUGUUCGUGUGAGAAAAAAAGAAGAAGAAAAGUAAGCGUUGAAGUUGAAGUGAAAAUUCGCAGACUCUUCGUCGAAAUUUCUUCAGAUUCUCCAUUUUCGCUUUCGAUUUUCAUCUUUUUCAUAGCUUUUCUAUCCAAUCGAAUCCUCCUUUUUCCUUUCGUGUUAUUCUCUUUUUCAACAACGGAAUCUGUUAACAACGAAAAAGAACUUGAAGUUUUAUUUAACUGGGAAGAGUUGUUGCUGUAAGAUUAUUUUCUUUCCUUUCAAUUUCUCUACAAGCAAACAGUGAGGAAUUGAGAAGAAUGCAAACGAGGUAUAUGGAGAGAUCGAAUAGUAUGGCGAGAGAGAAACGAAGCUUAGAUUCAACUGCGAUCGAGGAAGAUCAGCCUGAGAGGAAACGACCUGCUUUAGCUAGUGUGAUUGUUGAAGCUCUGAAGGUCGACAGUCUGCAGAAACUUUGCUCAUCAUUGGAGCCUAUUCUACGAAGAGUUGUUAGCGAAGAAGUGGAGCGCGCUUUAGCAAAAUUAGGCUCUGGCAGUCUUACUGAGAGAUCUUCUCCAAAGCGAAUAGAAAGUCCAGAUGGAGGAAAUUUACAGCUACAAUUUAGGACCAGGUUGUCCCUUCCCCUCUUUACUGGUGGAAAAGUGGAGGGCGAGAAGGGCGCUGCCAUACAUUUUGUCUUGAUUGAUGCAAACACAGGCCGUGUUGUCACGUCCGGCCCAGCGUCAUGUGUCAGACUAGAUGUCAUUGUACUUGAAGGGGAUUUCAAUAAUGAGGAUGACGAUGCUUGGAGUCAAGAAGAAUUUGAGAGCCAUGUUGUGAAAGAGCGAGAAGGAAAACGACCUCUUCUGACUGGUGAACUGCAAGUGACCCUGAAGGAGGGUGUAGGAACUCUGUCUGAUCUUACAUUUACAGACAACUCUAGCUGGAUAAGAAGUCGGAAGUUUAGGCUGGGGCUAAAAGUUUCCUCGGGUUGUUGUGAGGGAGUGCGUAUUCGUGAAGCCAAAACAGAGGCUUUCACUGUUAAGGAUCACCGUGGAGAAUUAUACAAGAAACACUAUCCACCUGCCUUGACUGAUGAGGUAUGGAGAUUGGAGAAGAUUGGCAAGGAUGGAUCCUUUCACAAAAGGCUAAAUAAAGCCGGAAUAUGUUCUGUUGAAGACGUCCUACAACUUGUGGUUAGAGACCCACAGAGAUUGCGGAAUAUUCUGGGGAGUGGCAUGUCAAAUAAAAUGUGGGAAGUUCUUGUUGAACAUGCUAAGACUUGUGUCCUCAGUGGAAAACUCUAUGUAUACUAUCCUGACGAUGCAAGGAAUGUUGGUGUUGUUUUCAAUAAUAUCUACGAGUUGAGUGGCCUAAUCACCAAUGACCAAUAUUACUCUGCUGAUUCUCUCUCUGAUAGCCAAAAGGUUUAUGUGGACACAUUGGUGAAGAAGGCAUAUGAGAAUUGGAUGCAUGUUACUGAGUAUGAUGGCAAGUCUCUGUUAAAUUACAAUCAGAACAGGACUUUGGGUAUGGCCCAACAUCAGGUUCCACCGAGUUCACAUGACUAUUCUAUUUCAAACUCACAUGAUCAGCAGAUUUCUAUCCCAAGUCUACCAGUUCAUGUUCCUACAGGACAACCUUCAAUGGAUGCUGGUAUAAAUGUUGGAGGUUAUCAUCACGGUACAACUACCAGAUUCUCAAUGCAACCACAGAAUGCCGAUCUUAAUUCUGCUCUUCAGUUUGGUAAUACUACCUUCCCUCUACAAAACCUGCUGAUGAGUGCUCCACACCAACCUCAACUUCUAAGAAAUGAAAAUGAGUUGUCACUUGGUCCCCCACAAUCAGCCACUCCUGGCUUUCAGACUCCCGGCCUUUCAGAUCCUACUUUUAGAGGAUUUGAUGACUUCUUCCCGGAAGAGGAUAUUCGAGUUAGAAGUCACGAGAUGCUAGAAAAUGAAGAUAUGCAGCACCUGCUCCGUAUCUUUGAUAUGGGAGGGCAACCUCAUACUUCCUUUAAUGCUCCUGAAGAAGCAUAUCCUUAUUCAUCUGCUUACUUGCCUGCAACCUCCAUGAACUACAACGUAGAUGAUGAGCGAAACCGUUCUUCAGGGAAGGCUGUUGUUGGCUGGCUCAAGCUAAAGGCAGCUUUGAGAUGGGGCAUUUUUAUUCGGAAGAAAGCUGCUGAGAGACGGGCACAACUUGUUGAGCUGGAUGACUCAUAGAAUAUGAAACAGGAGCCAUCUCAUGUGAUGUUGCGAGCAACAAUAUUUGCGGUUGUAGCAUCAAGUGCUUCUUUUCUGACAUUUAGAAACUGCUAUCACGCUGAAGUUUUGUAGCAUCAGUAGACAUAAUAUCUUGAUUGGAUUAUUUUUUACAGCCUAAACUUAAAGCUCCCACCGUGCCUUCACAAACAGUUGUGCAGCAACCUCUGCUGCACAGGAAUUUCACCCUGCAACAUCUCAUAUAUGUUUUACUUAUAAUGUUUUUUCACUCUACUGUCUAUCCUGGUCGACAAGGAAACCUGACAGUUUUUACCACCUGGUUCGAGCAGAAGAGUCUUCAACAACUUUAAACUCCUAGGUUCUCGGUCUGGAAAUUCGGAAAACUAGGUUUGUUUGUUGUAGACAGUUAGCAGGAUGUACUGAGUUGUUAUAUAUAAGCUACACUACAUAGGUCGAAGUUGAACCUAACUUGUGUGUUGUGUAAUUUUCUUGCUGUACAAUAUUUACUAUCAACAAUAAAUUAUUGGGUUUGGAA
Molecule: messenger RNA, 2792 nt
Organism: Vicia villosa (hairy vetch)
Lineage: Eukaryota; Viridiplantae; Streptophyta; Magnoliopsida; Fabales; Fabaceae
Product: calmodulin-binding protein 60 C-like
Exons: 8
Coding region: 353-2257 (634 amino acids)
Biological process (GO): regulation of salicylic acid biosynthetic process
Cellular component (GO): nucleus
Molecular function (GO): calmodulin binding; DNA-binding transcription factor activity; sequence-specific DNA binding
Source: RefSeq, a predicted model, not a curated record